GGAAUGGAGAAUAGGGUGAUAGCUUAUCUUUAGGAUAAUAGACAAUGCAGUCUGUGCUAUAAGCUCAUGUGAUGGUAAAGCCUCCCAGGAGGCCAAAGUUUUGCCCAAAUAUGGUGUGAGGGUAGGGCAUUUAAAGUUUGAGAUAACAGGCUGUCUGGCCAUUUGCUAAAAAGAUUUGAGAAACGGAAGCAAAAGAUGGGAGAGAUGGGAGACCCAGUCCAGCUGAAAGAGGAAGGCAACAAGCACUUCCAGGCAGGAGAGAUUGACAAAGCCAUCGAGUGCUACACAAAAGCCAUCAAAGUCUGCAAGGACAAAAAUGCACAGGCUGUCAUCUACAGAAACAGAGCUGCCUGUUUCCUAAAGAAGGAAAAUUAUUCCAAUGCUGCUUCAGAUGCCUCCAAAGCCAUAGACGUGGAUGCUUCUGACAUCAAAGCUCUCUACAGAAGAUGUCAAGCCUUAGAGAAACUGGGGAAACUGGACAUGGCCUUUAAAGAUGUCCAGAGAUGUGCAACACUGGAACCUAAAAAUAAAACUUUUCUGGAGACUCUCAGGAGACUUGGAGCUCAGAUCCAACAAAAGCUGAAGACCACCUUCUCCACAGACUCUAGAGUGCAGAAUAUGUUUGACAUCUUGCUGAGUGAUGAAGCAGAUAAAGAUAAGAAAGAAAAGGCGGCUAACAACCUGAUUGUCCUGGCUCGAGAAGAUGCUGGCUCGGAGAGAAUCUUCCAGAACAAUGGAGUGGCUCUGCUCGUGCAGCUCAUCGAGACUGGGAAUGUUGAGAUGAUCCUGGCUGCCAUCCGGACCUUGUCUGGAAUGUGUACAGGCCACCGAGCCAGGGCCACUGCCAUCAUCCACAUGGUAGGAAUUGACAAGCUGUGUAGUAUUAUGGCCAUGGAUAAUGAGGAGAUCGCUCUGGCAGCCUGCAACUUAUUCCAGGCCAUUUAUGACUCCCUGUCUGGGGCGGACAACAGGGUUUAUGGGAAAGAGGAGGCCCUUGUGCUUGACUCAAACAAGGAUCUAAAGACUAUUCUGCUCAAACUGCUGGACAUGAUUGUCAGUAAGAACGUAUCAGGACAUGGACGAGACCAGGCUCUUAACCUGCUUAGUAGAAAUGUGCCCAGAAAGGACAAGAAAGAUCCGGAUCACUCCAAGGCCCUGUUUACAGUCGAUCAUGGCCUGAAGAAGAUUCUAAAGGUGUGUGGUCAGGUGCCUGAGCUGCCCGAUCAGUUGCCCAUGACAGAGAAUACGCAGCUUAUUGCCAGUGUGCUUCUUAACAAGCUCUAUGAUGAUCUGCGAUGCGAUCCUGAGAGGGACAACUACAGAGAUAUCUGUGAUGAUUACAUCAAGAGCAAAUUUGAUCCCAACGACAUGGACAAAAACAUCCAUGCCAUGAACGCUUUGUCAGGCUUGAUGCAGGGGCCCUACGAAGUGGGAAACAUGCUUGUGGGUCGUCAGGGAGUGAUGGAAAUGAUGGUCGCUCUGUGUGGGUCUGAGCGAGAGGUGGAUCAGCUUGUGGCCAUAGAAGCUCUCAUUCACGCCUCCACCAAAAUGAGCAGAGCUUCCUUCAUCAUCACUAAUGGUGUGUCUUUGCUUAAGGACAUCUACAAGAAGACCAAUAAUGAGAGGAUCAAGAUCAGAGCACUUGUGGGUUUGUGUAAACUGGGCUCAGCUGGAGGUGAUGAUUAUAGCAUGAGACAGUUCGCUGAGGGCUCCACUGAAAAACUGGCCAAGCAGUGCAGAAAAUGGCUAUGUAACCCCACUCUUGACGUUCGCUCAAGAAAAUGGGCGAUUGAGGGUUUAGCAUACCUGACCAAUGAUGCUGACGUAAAAGAUGACUUUGUUGAGGACGAGCCAGCCAUGAGAGCCAUGUUUGAGCUUGCCAAGUCCAAAGAUAAAACCAUCCUGUAUGCUGUCGCCUGUACACUGGUGAACUGCACCAACAGUUAUGAAAAGAAAGAGAUCAUCCCUGAGUUGGUGCAGUUGGCCAAAUUCUCCAAGCAGCACGUCCCUGAGCAGCACCCAAAGGACAAGAAGGACUUCAUUGAGAGUAGAGUGAAAAAGCUCUUGAAAGCUGGAGUGAUAUCAGCACUUGCAGUCAUGGUCAAAGCAGACAGUUCCAUUUUGACUGAUCAAACCAAGGAAAUGCUUGCAAGGGUGUUCCUUGCUUUGGCUGAUGAUCCAAAAGAUCGUGGAACAAUUGUUGCCCAAGGUGGCGGAAAGGCUCUGAUUCCUUUGGCCCUUGAGGGAACAGACACUGGGAAAAUAAAGGCCUCCCAUGCACUGGCUAAGAUUGCCGCCGUCUCCAACCCUGAGAUUGCCUUCCCUGGUGAGAGGAUAUAUGAAGUUGUACGACCACUGGUGUCCCUGCUGAACACAGAAAGAGACGGCAUUCAGAACUAUGAGUCGUUAGUGAGUCUCACUAAUUUGGCUGCACUAAAUGACAAGCUUCGAAUGAAAAUCCUGAAGGAGAAGGCUCUUCCAGAGAUUGAGAACUACAUGUUUGAGGAGCAUGAGCAAAUCAGACAGGCUGCUACAGAAUGCAUGUGCAAUCUUGUGUGCUGUAAACAGGUUCAGGAGAGGUAUCUGGAGGAUGGUAAUGACAAGCUGAAGCUCCUCCUACUGCUUUGUGGUGAGGAUGAUGAAAAGCUACAGAUAGCAGCAGCUGGUGGAUUGGCCAUGAUCACGGCAGCGGAGAAGAAGCUGUGUGUCAAGUUGACCAAAGUGACUGAUCAGUGGCUUGAGAUCCUCCAGAGGCUGUGCAUCCAUGACAAUCCUCAAAUCCAGCACCGAGGCAUUGUGGUUAUCUUCAACAUGAUGGAAGCUGAUGCAGAGUUGGCUAAGAAGCUAAUGGGGACUGAGAUACUGGAGAUCCUUACCUAUGUUGCCAAGAUGGAGGACAAUCCCAAGAAACAGGGGGGAAUUGAUGCAGCACGUGCAUGCCUGUCCAAAGCCAUGGAUCUUGGACAUAUCAAGCCUUUCACACAAUAAGACAGGAAGAAAAUUGAUUCAUUGGGAUUUGUAAUUAUUAAUAGUGGCAGACUUUGUGCCUUUGAGCAGUGGCAUGUAUAGGUUUUUAGACAUGGGGCGGCAAAGAGGAAGGCAGGGGCACAAAAAAGCGGGUUUUUUACUGUAUGAUUAUAACAGUCUUUUAAGAUUAUAAAUUGUCACACUGCACGAGACAAUCCCAAUAAAUUCUUGGUUAAAUUCCAUAGCAGACUGUGGGAUAAUGCGUUCUCCAUGUCAGAUUAUAUGAUGAAGAUCCUCUAACGAUAGACCCGUGAUUACAGAAAAUUACUGUGUUCUGCUUAUGUUAUCGCUUAGUGUGAUCGGGCUCCUGAAAAAAUGGGGUUGCAUAAACAGAAACAUUCUUUAAAUUGAGCUUGAGGAAAUAAGAAUUAUUUUCUGUCCAUUAGUGUAUCUGUAGCUGUCCUGUGAGUUUUGUGUCAUCUUAUUGGUAGCUUUUAGACAAACGUACUGAUUCUGCCAGAACUUCACGUUAUCUUAUUCGCGUUGUAUUUUCCUUCACAGUGGCACUAAAUCUGCCGAUGGUGAAUAUGCCUCAUUAUGGGUUUUAAGACUGCAUAUCUCAACAUAAGACCAAAGAAUUCUUUUUCAAUGUGAGAUUUUUGGUUGUGGCAGUAGAACUGGGCCAAUAAUCAUACAGCGUAAAGCCGUCUUAGCUAGACAUAUCAAGCCUUUCACACAAUAAGACAGGAAGAAAAUUGAUUCAUUGGGAUUUGUAAUUAUUAAUAGUGGCAGACUUUGUGCCUUUGAGCAGUGGCAUGUAUAGGUUUUUAGACAUGGGGCGGCAAAGAGGAAGGCAGGGGCACAAAAAAGCGGGUUUUUUACUGUAUGAUUAUAACAGUCUUUUAAGAUUAUAAAUUGUCACACUGCAUGAGACAAUCCCAAUAAAUUCUUGGUUAAAUUCCAUAGCAGACUGUGGGAUAAUGCGUUCUCCAUGUCAGAUUAUAUGAUGAAGAUCCUCUAACGAUAGACCCGUGAUUACAGAAAAUUACUGUGUUCUGCUUAUGUUAUCGCUUAGUGUGAUCGGGCUCCUGAAAAAAUGGGGUUGCAUAAACAGAAACAUUCUUUAAAUUGAGCUUGAGGAAAUAAGAAUUAUUUUCUGUCCAUUAGUGUAUCUGUAGCUGUCCUGUGAGUUUUGUGUCAUCUUAUUGGUAGCUUUUAGACAAACAUACUGAUUCUGCCAGAACUUCACGUUAUCUUAUUCGCGUUGUAUUUUCCUUCACAGUGGCACUAAAUCUGCCGAUGGUGAAUAUGCCUCAUUAUGGGUUUUAAGACUGCAUAUCUCAACAUAAGACCAAAGAAUUCUUUUUCAAUGUGAGAUUUUUGGUUGUGGCAGUAGAACUGGGCCAAUAAUCAUACAGCGUAAAGCCGUCUUAAGUGGUGACCACCUAGUUAUGUAUAGGCCAUUGUUAUGUUUGCAGAAUAUCUGAUUUCCUCCUUAGUUUGCCAUAUAACAUUACUGUAGUGGCUUCAUAGUCACUAUAUAUUGUCCAUAAGGGAUUUGGCUUUCAGUUACAAAAGAUAUUAUUUUACUAGAUAUAAGUCUGCAUUAAUUGAGUAAUAGAGCUUUCGGGUUAGAGUUAGACCUAUUUCUAGGGUAGCAGCUGCCACCCUGUGGCACCCCUGAGGCCAUGCCCCUGCCUCUGAGACUGCUCUGCUUUCUGGGAAAGUGGAAGUAUUAGGAAGCCUCUGACAGGAAAUAUUAUGUCGAUAAUGCAUGAAUUUUUAGGGUUUUUCUGUGGUCACUGUUUUAACUGCUUUAAUUUGGUUUAUUUUUUAUUUUAAGUCACUAAGUUCUAUGUAUUUGACUUAUAUGUUUAUUAAAAAACUAUACAGAUUUUUGAAAAA
Pangasianodon hypophthalmus (striped catfish) is the source of this 4872-nucleotide messenger RNA. It is a transcript of the gene unc45b, whose product is annotated as unc-45 myosin chaperone B. Bases 196 to 2988 code for a protein of 930 amino acids. Lineage: Eukaryota; Metazoa; Chordata; Actinopteri; Siluriformes; Pangasiidae. The record is from RefSeq and is a predicted model, not a curated record. Gene Ontology annotation, molecular function: Hsp90 protein binding. The transcript is spliced from 20 exons.